GCUGCCCUGGUGCCUCGAGGGCGCGAGGGUCGCACCGCCUCCCCAGCGCUGUACCAGCCUCCCCACGCCCAGCCGGCAGGAUGAACUGGAGGCUCAGAGAGAUUAAGUGACCUACCCAAAGUCUCACAACCAGUGAGAGGGAGCCUGCCUGCCCUGUCACUGUUGCAGAGUGACUAGGGGCUUGGCCACAAGAGUUGCUGGGUAGGUAGCAAGAAGAUGAAUGGUGAGCAGUGGAGCUAAUUACAGCCUAGUGAGACCUGCAGAGGCAUAAUGGGAAGGCUGAAGAGCCAAGCACUGUGGACUGAACACCAGAGGCCACAAGGAUCUGCUUUCCAGACCUGGGUAAAAGAAGAGUGAAAAAGCCCGCAGCCAAGGAUCUCGGGCAGAGCUCUCAAACCUGCCACCAUAAAGCUCUGAGGAGAUCCACAAACCCAAACAGCAAGACUCCUUCCGGUCCUUGGCAGAUGGGCAGCAGGAUUAUUUACUAACCUGCAGAAUGGAGACCACGCCCUUGAAUUCUCAGAAGGUGCUGUCAGCCUGUAAGGAUGGAGAGGAUUGUCAGAAAAAUGGAGUGUUGCAGAAGGGUGUCCCCACCACAGAGGAAAGAGCUGAGUCUGGCCAAAGGUCCAAUGGGUACUCUGCAGUUCCGAGCCCUAGCGCAGGAGAUGAUACUCCUCACUCUAUGCCAGCUGCCACCACCACCCUAAUGGCAGAGGUUCAUCAGGGGGAACGGGAGACCUGGGGCAAGAAGAUGGAUUUCCUCCUCUCAGUCAUUGGUUAUGCUGUGGACCUGGGCAAUGUCUGGCGUUUUCCCUACAUAUGCUACCAGAAUGGAGGAGGGGCGUUCCUUCUCCCCUACACCAUCAUGGCCAUUUUCGGGGGAAUUCCACUCUUUUACAUGGAGCUUGCACUGGGCCAGUACCACCGAAAUGGAUGCAUUUCUAUAUGGAGGAAAAUCUGCCCAAUUUUCAAAGGGAUCGGCUAUGCCAUCUGCAUCAUUGCCUUUUACAUUGCCUCCUACUACAACACCAUCAUGGCCUGGGCGCUCUACUACCUCAUCUCCUCCUUCACGGAUCAGCUGCCCUGGACCAGCUGCAAGAAUUCCUGGAACACUGGCAACUGCACCAACUAUUUCUCAGAGGACAAUAUCACCUGGACACUCCAUUCCACAUCCCCUGCUGAAGAAUUUUACACGCGCCAUGUCUUGCAGAUCCACCGGUCUAAGGGACUCCAGGACCUGGGGGGCAUCAGCUGGCAGCUUGCCCUCUGCAUCAUGCUCAUCUUCACCAUUAUCUACUUCAGCAUCUGGAAAGGUGUCAAAACUUCUGGCAAGGUGGUAUGGGUGACAGCUACCUUCCCUUACAUCAUCCUUUCUAUCCUGCUGGUGAGGGGGGCCACCCUCCCUGGAGCCUGGAGGGGUGUCCUCUUCUACUUGAAACCCAACUGGCAGAAACUCCUGGAGACAGGGGUGUGGAUCGAUGCUGCUGCUCAGAUCUUUUUCUCUCUUGGUCCAGGCUUCGGAGUCCUCCUGGCUUUUGCUAGCUACAACAAGUUCAACAACAACUGUUACCAAGAUGCCCUGGUGACCAGUUUGGUCAACUGCAUGACCAGCUUUGUUUCGGGAUUUGUUAUCUUCACUGUGCUCGGGUACAUGGCUGAGAUGAGGAAUGAAGAUGUAUCAGAGGUGGCCAAAGAUGCAGGACCCAGCCUCCUCUUCAUCACAUAUGCAGAAGCCAUAGCCAACAUGCCUGCAUCCACAUUUUUUGCCAUCAUCUUCUUCCUCAUGCUGAUCACACUGGGCCUGGACAGCACAUUUGCAGGCUUGGAGGGUGUGAUCACGGCUGUGCUAGAUGAGUUUCCACACAUCUGGGCCAAGCGCCGGGAGUGGUUUGUGCUUGCUGUGGUGGUUACUUGCUUCAUUGGAUCCCUGGUCACCCUGACUUUUGGAGGGGCCUAUGUGGUGAAGCUGCUGGAAGAAUAUGCCACGGGUCCCGCGGUGCUCACCGUCGUGCUUAUAGAAGCAGUGGCUGUGUCUUGGUUCUAUGGGAUCACUCAGUUUUGCAGUGAUGUGAAGGAAAUGCUUGGCUUCAGCCCUGGAUGGUUUUGGAGGAUCUGCUGGGUAGCCAUCAGCCCUAUGUUUCUCCUGUUCAUCAUUUGCAGUUUUUUGAUGAGCCCACCCCAGCUACGACUUUUCCAAUAUAAUUAUCCUCACUGGAGUGUCAUCCUGGGUUACUGCAUAGGAACUUCAUCUUUCAUCUGCAUCCCGACGUAUAUAACUUAUCGGCUGAUCAUCACUCCAGGGACUUUUAAGGAGCGCAUUAUUAAAAGUAUCACUCCAGAAACACCAACAGAAAUUCCCUGCGGGGACAUCCGCUUGAAUGCUGUGUAAACACUCCAGAGAGGAAAACACUUCCCAGUUGUUGCCACCUCUAGCUCUGAUGAGUCCCACCUUGCCUCUCCCCUCCCCGUGAAUUGGUUUCCAGCUGAGCCUGACAACAGAAGGGCCUUCUUCAUGGAGACACAGUCCCAAGAGAUUACGGUGCCCAGACUCUUAUGGCCUCCAGCCAUUUCUUUCCAUGAAUCUCUGGGACAUAUUACCACGUUAGACUGUGACAACAGUUGAAGUAGCCUGUUUUGGACAUGUGAGGGUGUGUAUGGAGGUGAUGAGACCACCCUAUCAUCAGUUAGGAUUAGGUUUAGAAUCAAGUCUGUGAAAGUCUACUGUAUUUUUUGGGUAUUAUCAUUGUUAGCUGACAUCUGCUUCUAAGGACUCCACUGUUCAUGAAGUCCUAACCAUCUAGGAGAAAACAAAGAUUGUCUUGCUAGCCACAUAUUUUCUGAGUAGUGUAGAACUCUAUACCUGGAACCUUCUAGAACCCUCUAACCUAUGUGCUGCUGUGGAGUCAGGAAAAGCAGCAGCAGCUAAACUGAAAAACAAUGUGUACAUUUGAGCAUUUGUGUGUGUGUAUAUUUUUGUGUCUGUGUAUUAUCUCUAUUCCAAUACUUUGGGUCCACUACAAGCUAUGAAUUACCUCUAAUUUUCUUACAUUAACAAAUUCUACCUACUCAA
Marmota flaviventris (yellow-bellied marmot) is the source of this 3070-nucleotide messenger RNA. RefSeq names its product solute carrier family 6 member 4 (gene Slc6a4). The record is from RefSeq and is a predicted model, not a curated record. Gene Ontology annotation, molecular function: serotonin binding; serotonin:sodium:chloride symporter activity. Gene Ontology annotation, cellular component: synapse; plasma membrane; neuron projection. Lineage: Eukaryota; Metazoa; Chordata; Mammalia; Rodentia; Sciuridae. Gene Ontology annotation, biological process: serotonin uptake; sodium ion transmembrane transport; amino acid transport.